AUGGCUAAAAUUCUCUCUUUUCUGGUAACUAGUCUCUUCUCUGACCUCUUAGCACUCUCCUAUCUCCAAUGUAUUGUAUCACAAUCAACCGGUUUUAGCUUAAAGCUAAUCCGUAAUGAUUCUCCAGAGUCUCCUUUAUAUCGUGGAGAGCUUACCCACCUAGAAAGAUUUCGAAGAAUGGUUGAGAGUUCCAAAUCUCGAGCUCACUUUCUGCAGUUUUUAGGCAAAAUUGCAGAAGGAAAUUCAACUACUUUUCCCGAUGUAAUCCGUCUUCCAGUCAUUCCUUUUACUUAUAUCUUUACAGUGGAUGUAAGCCUUGGUACUCCUAGCAGAAAAAGAACGCUUAUUUUUGACACAGGUUCUGAAUUUAUAUGGACACAGUGCAUGCCUUGCAUCUACUGUUUUCCACAAAUUCAACCCCCUUUUGACCCCAAGAAGUCUAGCUCCUACAAAAAACUUCUUCCUAACCAGAGGUUUUCUAAACAGUUCAACUGUACCACAAAUGGGUGCACCUACAACGUAAUAUAUGGUAGUGGACAGUCAUCGCAAGGGAUUGCCUCUUUCGAGACUUUUACCUUUCAAUCCAACAGUCGAGUCCCCGAAACUAUAAGCGAGGUUGCUUUCGGUUGUGGAAAUAAUAACAGAGGCCGUUACCCCCGCAAUACUUCGAUCAGUGGCCUCUUGGGAAUGGACAAAUCGCCCAUCUCUUUAGUACGCCAAUUGGGCUCUCGGAUUAGGAGUCGCUUCUCUUACUGCUUCCCUCCAUUUAGCUCGCCUCCCCAACCCACAUUUCUAAGCCACAUUGAACAACGAGCUUACAAUGAAAUUGAGAAAGCGUUUAUUGCACAUUUUGCUCGAUUCAAUCUCACAAGAGUUAAUCUUGGACCAUUCCUGUCUCUUUGCUAUAGACUCCCCCAAAGUUUCAGCAACUUUCCAAACAUGACAUUUCAUUUCCAAGGGGCUAACCUUGAAGUUGCACUAGGAAGUUUGUUUUAUACUGAAAAUAACAAUUUCUGCUUGGCAAUGGUUGGGAAUCGAGGGAUAACAGUCUUGGGAGCAUAUCAACAACAGAAUGUUAGGUUCAUAUAUGAUCUUGCCAAUGAACAACUCUCGUUUGCUAGGGAGGAUUGUUCUAAGGAUAAAGCUUGA
Messenger RNA from Ilex paraguariensis (yerba mate), 1149 nucleotides. NCBI's taxonomy places the organism in Eukaryota, Viridiplantae, Streptophyta, Magnoliopsida, Aquifoliales, Aquifoliaceae. The record is from the annotation of a GenBank genome assembly.